UAUCUGCAGAUUGUCAUUCUGGAAAGAGAAAAUGAGGCUGGUGGACUGGCGCGCUCGAUAACGGAUGAAAAAGGCUUUACAUGGGAUCUGGGCAUACAUGUGUUGGGUGCAUCGCGGCAUCGUGAAUUCGAAGAAGCCGUUAACGGAGCUGUGAAAAAAUGGAAUAAAGUCAGACGCUCAGUAAAGGCUGAUUUGUCUCAUUUAUUCAAUGACGAUAAUCCGUACCAUAAUUACGUGCCUUAUCCAGUCCAGCAAUCCAUCCCAUAUUUCCCGCCGAAUAUUAGACAGAAGUGUAUUGCCGAGCUGAAGGAUUUGCAGAAGAAACGCGAAGUUCGGUGCUCGAAUUUUGCCGAGUACGGAGCAGAUAUUUUUGGAAAAACACUACUGGAUAUGUUUAUCAGGCCAUAUAAUCGCAAAGUAAACCAUUUUCCCGUCUUUUUUUCUUUUAAAGUAUUGAUUACCUGA
This is a messenger RNA of Gongylonema pulchrum, 465 nucleotides long. NCBI's taxonomy places the organism in Eukaryota, Metazoa, Nematoda, Chromadorea, Rhabditida, Gongylonematidae. The record is from the annotation of a GenBank genome assembly.